This is a messenger RNA of Rhizopus microsporus ATCC 52813, 819 nucleotides long. RefSeq lists its product as uncharacterized. Lineage: Eukaryota; Fungi; Mucoromycota; Mucoromycetes; Mucorales; Rhizopodaceae. The coding region runs from base 117 to 590 and encodes 157 amino acids. The transcript has a single exon. The record is from RefSeq and is a predicted model, not a curated record.
GUUUAAGUCUGAGUGGUGAGUAUGCUUAUGAUUUUGGUUUUGUGUAUGUGUGUGUUGUGAGUAUUAAAGUAAUAAUUGUUACUGUAUUCUGCUUUAUUAUAUCCUAACACAGCCGGAUGUCCUCUUUAACUUGUAAACACCAAAUUGAAAAGGCCUCCAGGGGCAGUACUACAGAUAAAACUCCACCCAACUUGACCCGCAGAGAUGAAGAGUUAUUUAUUACUUCAUUUUCAUUACCCACUCAUUAUAGUCCAAGCAUAGCAGAGGAAUUAUCGAACUCUUUACCAGAGAAUUAUACCAUCGAUCACACUAAAGUUUCUAUGGCAAGUUCUAGAACAGAUGAUAGAUAUCGUGACCGAAAAGAUCCACAUAAAUGUAAUGAUCGUGGCAAGAUAUAUAAGCAUCGAAAUUAUCUCACAAAGCAUCAAUGGGAGAUUGUAUCCAAAUUCUUGCUGACAAAACAUCAGCAAGUUGAAAUGCUUGAAGCAGCAAUUAUUCUUAUGAACUUGGAUAAGAAAAAUAACUAUUGGUUUAGAAAAUCAAACACUAAAGAAGAAUCAGACAUUGAUAUUGAAAUAGAUGAUAUCUGAAUGGUUUAUUAAGAAAGAUGAUAAAUGGUUUUUUAUGUAUCCAAAGAUACAAUGAAUACUGAUUUUAAUAAACAAUGAAUAUUUAACAAUAAGGUGUCUCUCUCUCUUUCUGUGUAAGUGUGUACAACCUUUCUGUAUUAAGUUAAAAUCAUUUUCAUAUUUUCAUAAUACAUCAACAUGGGAUUUUCUCCGCUUUUUGUUGUUGUGCGUUCAAUAUCACCAUAUCGUU